AAUCUCUUCGGGAAGAAAAAGUUACAAAAACAAAACAAACCCUUUUUUUUUAGAGAGAGAGGAAAGAAACAUGGCGGCGGCUGGAAGACCCGGAGCUUCACCACGGAGCUUCGUGUGACAGCAGGCCGGUCUGCGAGCGUCUGUCAGCGGGGAAACGGCACCGAGAAGCGGCCCGCGCUGCGGACUUCAUGGCUGCUCUGACAGCAACACGGUUGAAGCUAGAGAGGGGAUACAGCUACGGCCGCGAGAGUUACGUUUAGACACCAAAACGACUAGUUAAGUUUGGAAAAACAGAUAGUGGCUUGGGUUAAAACACUCCAGCGUUUCCUGGGUGAAAGUAUUAAAAUAUUAUAUCAGCCGAGAUUUUGCGUAGCUUCCGGCCGUUGCUGUAUCCCUUCUAGGCCACCAGCACCGUCAUGACAGAUUCAGCGGGAGGGUCGCAGCGCUGCGCCCGGGUCGGGGCUCCGGGUCGCGGCGGCGGCAGGUCCGCCUCGGAGACCCGCUGGAGGAGACACAUCGUCGGGCAGCUGAAGCACCGAGACCUGAGCCAGCACGCCAAGUUCCAGGACCUGAUCCGCUUCUACACUCAGCUGCUGGAGAAGAGCAGCCUGACCAAAGGACUCCUGAGCCGCUCCACCAGGCGUCCCUCCGCCGACAGCAGGUGCUCCGUCAGCUCUCUGAAGAAAACUACGGGAGAGCUGGCCUAUCAGGUGCUGGAGCUGCAGCAGCAGAUGAAGGUCAGAGAAAGGCUUCUGGACGAGCAGCAUGCCAGCCUGCUGGAGGGGGAGCGCCGGCUGCAGGGGGCGCUGGAUGCGCGGCGGGCGCUGCGGGGGCGGGUGGAGCAGGUCCAGGCGGCCAACGGGACGCUGAAGGCGGAGUACGACGCGUUGCUGGGGCGACAGCGGGCGGCGGAGACGAGGCUGAGAGACGAGACGCUGAGAGAGGGACGGAUGCUGCAGGACAUCAUCCAGCUCAAACAGCAGGCAGCCGAGCGCCUCAACAGCCGCAACGAGCGCAAGUCCAGAGCUCGAGAAGCGAAGCUGCAGAAGGAGCUGCUGGCUGCUGCCAGGUCAAAGGUCACCAUGGACAGUUGUCCUUCGUUUCCGGAGACGGCCGCCCCGCCGGCUAGAGGCCACGCCAGACUCUUCAGAUCUGCGUCAGCGACGUCUCCCAGGAUCCUCUCCUCCAUCAGAGAGCUGUUUGAGAAGAGGCGUGGCCACUCGGUCUGCAGCCCGGAGGAGGAUCUGAUGUUUCCCGUACGAAUCUGCCUCUCAGCCAGAGUCCCGGCCAGAGCCCUACAAGUCCUGGAGGCCCAUGAGCAAGGCAUCAACGCGGUGCGGUUCAGCUCCAGCUCUGACCUGCUGGCCACCGGAGGAACCGACCGACUCGUCAAGCUGUGGGCCGUCCGAGCAGGCUCGCUGAGUCUCCGGGCGACUCUGGAGGGGAGCAGCGGCGGGAUCACCUGCAUCGAGUUCGACCCCGCGGGCUUCAGGAUCCUCGCCGCCUCCUACGAUAAGUCGGCCUUGUUGUGGCGGCUGGAUGACUCCGCCCCCAAGCUGACUCUAACAGGUCACAGCAGGAAGGUAACAGCAGCGAGGUUCAGCAGUGUUCACCAGGUGGUGACGGGCAGCGCUGACGGGACGGUCCGACUGUGGGACCUGCAGCGGGACGCCGCCU
Perca flavescens (yellow perch) is the source of this 1677-nucleotide messenger RNA. It is a transcript of the gene atg16l2, whose product is annotated as ATG16 autophagy related 16-like 2 (S. cerevisiae). Lineage: Eukaryota; Metazoa; Chordata; Actinopteri; Perciformes; Percidae. Gene Ontology annotation, molecular function: protein binding. The record is from RefSeq and is a predicted model, not a curated record. The transcript has 13 exons. Gene Ontology annotation, biological process: autophagosome assembly. The annotation marks the transcript as partial.